Molecule: messenger RNA, 4042 nt
Organism: Cucurbita maxima (winter squash)
Lineage: Eukaryota; Viridiplantae; Streptophyta; Magnoliopsida; Cucurbitales; Cucurbitaceae
Product: probable serine/threonine-protein kinase PBL9
Exons: 9
Coding region: 2650-3867 (405 amino acids)
Biological process (GO): protein phosphorylation
Molecular function (GO): protein kinase activity; ATP binding
Source: RefSeq, a predicted model, not a curated record
GUGUGCACAUGAAUGAGUAUUAUGUCUGGCAAUGAAGGAUAAUGUUUGAUGGAAAUCGAAUCGAGAGAAUUGAGAGAACACCGAAGGAAGAAUCGGUUGUGUAUGCCUUCAGGAGUUUGAUGGGCGACAGCUUUCCUAUUCGUCGAGACGACAUAUGUCACUCCAUUAAUCGCCUAAGGAAGCUUGAGAGGAACAAGUGCACACUCGAGGUUAUGGAAUGAGUGAUCAGGGAGAGUUGCUCUUCAACAAUCUUGUGAUUACAUCUUUAGAUAAGGGAGCAAUAAGAAUGCCCUGGCAUAUUUCUACAUAUAACAUUCUUAUGAAAGUAGAAGCCAAUGAACACAAUAUUGAGGGUUGAUGAAGAUAUUUGGUGGCAUGGAACGAGCUAAAGUGGAACCAAAUGAGGUGCCUUGCUGCACUGUAGUUGAAGCUUUUGCUGAGGCUAUGGAAAAAUCUACCACUGGAAAUAGGCUCAUUAAAAUGGCAACAGAGACCUUUAAUUGGGUGAACCAAACGCAAUAAUGGUUAUGAAGCAAAUGGGUUGACCCGAGCUUUUGCCCACUGAAUCCAAAAUUCGAACCGAACAGAUUCGGUUCCAGGAAAAUAACCCAGCCAACCCUUAUGAUUCAGGUUGGGUCGGUCCGAAUUUUUGGAUUUUUGGGUUCAAUGUACACCCUACGAUAACCUUUUGAAUUCUAGCUUAGGUUGCUUGAAAGCUAGCUUGGUGGAAGACGCCAUGAAAAUACUAGAGAUAGGAUCAAAUAUAGCAAUCAGCAGCAAGAGAGUUAGAAAGUCAACUCCAUGGUUGAAAACCACUCUUUCAAUGAUCGAAAUUUUGACAGAGAGGCGAUGUUGAAAGUACUGAAAAGUUAUUCAAAGAACUCAAGGAAGCGAAGAAUACGAGUACACAUUUGUUUACAACAAUUUGAUCAAGACUUGGUGUGAGAUCCCACGUCGGUUGGAGAGAAGAACGAAGCAUUCUUUAUAAGGGUGUAAAAAUCUCUCUCUAGCAAAUGCAUUUUAAAACCGUGAGACUUAUUGCUAUACGUAAUAAGCUAAAAUAGACAAUAUCUGCUAGCGGUGGGUUUGGACGGUUAUAUUAGGUGAUUAAAUGAAGGCCAAGAUUCAUAAUCCAAAUCCAUGGAGGAGGAUGAUCAUAGGAUGAUCCAAAUCUUUCUGAGCAGUUUCAAAGUCAAAAGAGUUAGAACAGAUCGUACCUAAGUUUUAAUAUUCAAUGAGAAACUCGCCAAGUCAGCGACUCAUGAAUGUUAUCAAUGAUCCAUCCUUUACCUCUGCUAGAUUCUCAGUACUCUGUCGGGCAUCAGCAGUCUUCUCCCUAGCAGAUAAGCCGUGGGUACCUCUUGGCCACUUGACUGACAUGGAUGCUUGACUUAUCUGCAACCAGGCCCACAAAAUUUAGACUUCCCAAGUCCAAGAGUGAAGUCAAAUCUCAAAAGUAAGUAUCCAUGUCCAUGUCCAUGUCUAUGUUUUGGAGUGUUCGGUUUCUGGAUUUUGCAAACCCUGAGAAGAACAAAGGACAACCCAUUUCACUCCACACAAAGCUUCUCUGUUUCCUUCUGCUGUAAUUUUCAAAUCAUCACCUCCUCAAAAUGAAGAUCUUUCUCCUUUUCAAACUGGGUCAUCAUAUUUAAGCUUUACAAAACCAGAGACCACAAAAUGAAGUACAAAACGCAGCAUUUACAUACGAUCACAGGAAAAAAAAAAACCUAUGAAGACAGGGACAGGACAUCCCAAGAGAGAUUGAAUGAAGAUAUCCCAGCCAAGGCCCCUUCUCGUGAAUGUAUUUGCAAAAGAUGGUUAGUCAGGGAAGGCUCUCCUGCACAGGAAGGGCCUCGAGAAGGGAAGAAGAAGAGCAAUAAAGGGAGCCAUUAGCAGACAUGUUGGCCCCUUCCCGUGACAUUAUUUCCUCAACUUGGUUGAAAAAAGAGAUUUUUUUAUGUAUAAGAACGGUACAGUGCAUGUUCUUUGGUAUCUUUUAUCUACCAUGGAUUGACUUAAUGGUCAAUAGUUUACAUCCUAGUCAGUGCCUCAUCCUUAUGAAUUAAAUAUUUCAUAUGUUAUUUUCACAUAACUUUUCAUUUCAGAAGCCAACAAAUACGUAGAAAAGUCCAGAAGAGGAAACAAAGCCAUGGAAAAUUUGUUUAAUUCAGAAUUUGGUUGGCCUGAAAACUUUGAAUUAAAUACGAAAGAAAGAGAAGUCAGCAACCGACUGUAGCUUUUGGAUUAUUGGAAGGGCAGGUUGGACAAGUGUAAACAGGGUGGAGAAGACCAAAAACAUUUGAUGGGUCACGAGGAUGAAUCAUGAUUUAGGUGAAAAGGGGUCGAGAAAGCUUUAUUGAAUUAGAUUUUUGAGUUUCCAUUGAAGGGAGCAAAUAGAAAGCUUCCAAAGCUGUAAUCGCCGAGCCUUUCACAUGCUUUGCUUCCUUGGCUUGAGAGUGUGAAAAGAAACAGGGACCAGUCGGCCAUUAACGCAGAGCUCCCCCCAUCUCAAAUCUUCCUUCCAUUGAACCUUCUGAGAGUAUUGGGAAAACAGAGCAAUACUCUGUUUCAGACCUUGUUUCUUUUUGCUGAUACGAGAAGAAAAAUUGCUAAAGCUCUGAAAGUUGUGGUGUUUCUUUGCUUCUUAUAAUGGGUGUCUGCUUAAGUACCAGAAUCAAAGCUGAAAACUCAUGUAAUACAGGGGUGAACUCUAAUGCUGUGAGUACUGAUGGAAACGAUAUCGGGAGUAGUAUAACGAGCAAGAUCUCGUUGUCGUCGAUGCCACUGACUCCACGAACCGAAGGUGAAAUCUUGCAGUCCUCCAAUUUGAAGAGCUUCAGCUUCGCCGAGCUUAAGGUAGCCACGAGGAACUUUCGCCCGGAUAGUGUGGUUGGAGAAGGAGGUUUUGGUUCAGUUUUCAAAGGUUGGAUUGAUGAGCAUUCCUUUGCUGCUGCCAAGCCCGGCACAGGAAUGGUUAUUGCAGUCAAAAGGCUUAACCAUGAUGGUUUUCAAGGUCAUAGAGAGUGGUUGGCUGAAGUGAAUUUUCUAGGCCAGCUUUCUCAUUGUCACCUUGUGAGGUUGGUUGGCUACUGCUUAGAAGACGAGCAUCGUUUGCUCGUUUACGAAUUCAUGCCUCGAGGGAGCUUGGAAAAUCAUUUGUUUCGAAGGGGAUCCUAUUUUCAACCUCUUUCAUGGAGCCUGCGCUUGAAGGUUGCGCUUGGUGCUGCAAAAGGACUUGCCUUUCUCCACGGUGAUGAACGAAAAGUGAUCUACCGAGACUUCAAGACAUCGAACAUCUUGCUCGACUCGAAAUACAAUGCCAAACUCUCUGAUUUUGGGUUGGCUAAAGAUGGGCCAAGGGGCGAUAAAAGCCACGUCUCGACUCGGGUGAUGGGUACCUAUGGAUAUGCAGCCCCAGAAUAUUUGGCCACAGGUCAUCUAACUACUUGGAGUGAUGUCUAUAGCUUCGGAGUUGUUUUACUAGAAAUACUAUCUGGAAGAAGAGCAAUAGACAAGAAUCGGCCGGCUAGAGAACACAACCUUGUGGAAUGGGCAAAACCUUACCUUGCAAACAAACGCAAGAUUUUUCGAAUAAUCGACAGUCGUCUCGAGGGCCAAUAUUCAUUGGAUGGAGCCUACAAAGCAUCUACACUAGCUCUAAGAUGCCUAUCCAUUCAACCAAAACUUAGACCAAACAUGAAUGACAUUGUAAAAGAACUCGAGCAUCUACAAGAUUCCAUACUCCCUACCAGCAACAGGAACUCAACCAAUAAUCGUCGUGCUCGUAGGCAUAGCGCCGAUGAUUCCCAUAAGCCAAAUAGCGUUCAAGCAUACCCCCGACCUUCUGUUUCAACCCUCCACACAUAAGAUGGUGAUCAAACAACUAGAUUGAGAUGGUUCAUAACAAAAUCGAGGAAGUUAGUAGAUACAUUCCAAUCUACAGGAACUGUACAGUUUUUUUAGUCAUUCCUCCGUGGCGCUUCUUGGAUUGGUUUGUAAUUCGUUUCGAAUUCUGAUUAUUAGAGUAUGAUUUCUAGGGAAA